CUCAGCAUGGCAAUAAAUAGUGUUCUGGUGGCACUGACUUUUGUAGUCUUGGCCCAAGGAGCGAGUUUGGGUCAGGACGGAAGGCUGCGCUAUGAUAAUUUCUCGGUCUAUAAGGUCAAGUUUGAAACUGCAGAACAGAGAAGUAUCCUAAGAAAACUCGCGGAAGAUCGAGAAAAUUUCAGGUUAUGGCACGAAGCCAAGGAUGAGUUGCACUUGAUGAUAAGUCCGGGCGCUUUUAACGAAUUCGAUACUGAAAUCCAAAGGACCAACGUCAGUGCAAAUCUGUUUAUAAGCAACGUACAGGAGCUAAUCGAUUCAGAGGAAGAGGGCAAUCUAAAGGCCAGUAGGGAUGGAACCUUUGGCUGGAAAAAAUACAACUCCCUGGCGGAAAUUUAUGCAUGGCUAGAUGAGAUUCUGGUUGCUUACCCAGUAAUCACCGAAAGUUUUAUUCUGGGACAAUCGUACGAGGGUCGAACUAUUCGUGGCAUUAAGAUCUCCUACAAGUCGAAUAACCCCGGAGUGUUUAUUGAGUCUAAUAUUCAUGCAAGGGAGUGGAUCACUUCCGCCACAGCCACUUGGUUGAUUAAUGAGUUCCUUACUUCCGAGGACGAUUUUGUAAGGAAUCUCGCUGAAAACCACGAUUGGUACAUAGUGCCUGUGCUCAAUGUAGAUGGGUUUGUUUAUACCCACGAGAAGGACCGUAUGUGGCGCAAGACCCGCCAACCCUCCGAAAUUUCCACCUGCAUUGGCGUGGAUCCCAACCGAAAUUACGACUCCCACUGGAUGGAGAACGAUGGAGCUUCCUCAAAUCCCUGCGCCGAGGAUUACGGUGGACCAAACCCCUUUUCCGAGCCGGAAAUUCAGGCCAUGUCGGAUUAUGUGAGCAGCAUCAAGGGCAAAAUCAAUGUGAUGUUGGCGUUCCACUCGUACAGUCAGCUCCUGCUUUCCCCAUAUGGACACACCAAAGAGGAGUUCCCGCCCAAUUUCGACGAUCUGUUGGCGGUUGCCAAAGCAUUUGGCGAUGCGGUUGAGAGUCUGCCAUAUGGAACUGUCUACAGAUAUGGAUCAUCUGCUGAUAUUCUCUAUCCCGCUUCUGGAGCCACCAACGAUUGGGCGUACAAUGAACAGGGAGUGGAGAUAUCCUACACCAUUGAGUACAGGGACACUGGUCGAUAUGGGUUCAUCCUGCCCCCGGUUCAAAUUAUUCCCAACGCAGAGGAGGCUUUAGUGGGCAUUGCGGCCCUUUUAGAUAAGUGUGAAGAGUUGGGUUAUCUUAGGCUCAAAACCACGCAGUAAAUGCUGGAAACCCCAAUGUGCAAUAAAUCAAUAAAGAUUAGCUGCAGAUAA
Drosophila ficusphila is the source of this 1347-nucleotide messenger RNA. Its product is annotated as zinc carboxypeptidase. Lineage: Eukaryota; Metazoa; Arthropoda; Insecta; Diptera; Drosophilidae. Gene Ontology annotation, molecular function: metallocarboxypeptidase activity; zinc ion binding. The transcript has 5 exons. The coding region runs from base 7 to 1296 and encodes 429 amino acids. Gene Ontology annotation, biological process: proteolysis. The record is from RefSeq and is a predicted model, not a curated record.